ACAAGCUAGCUCUCAUAUAUAAGUUAACAUUCAUCCAUCCAUCCACACAGCGUAUGCUCUCACGGCCACACUUGCAUUCGGCCACAAGCCAUGGCCACAUGGCCACUCACGUAUGGACACACACCCAUACGGCCGCAAGCUCCAAUCAGGGCCACUAGUGCCAAGUGCACCACGCCAUACACUCUUGUGCUCACAUAUCUAUACAGAUACGAGGUCAGAUGCCCAUGACACUGUCCUCAGAUACAGCUCCAGAAAUAACUUUGUACUGCCAGACAUAUAUACUGCAUACAUAUUCAGACAUGCAGCAGUAGGAGUAGUAUCUCUCCGGAGAGCUUUGAAGCUGGGUAAAUCACCGUGUGCUAUUUGUGCAAUCCCGUCCCCGGAUCUCCGAAGCAGUCUUACCCUCGCCACAAGCCACCUCGUGGCAUCUGUCGUCUCGCUAACCCGCCCGCGAGAUAACCCCGACAGUUGGCGCCCACCAUGGGGGCACUAUGCUACCAAGCUGCCGCGGAACCAUGGUCCGGGCGAGACCAUUUUCUUCAUCAUCGGCGGCGGCGCCAUCGUCUCUCCGGUAGCGCUCGGGGCUCGACAUCAACACGUCCCGGAGCGACCGCGCGAGGCGGCACGCCCUCGUCGUCAGCAUCGCCUUCUUCGUCAUCACCACCGCGGCGUCGACGCCAUCUCUCCGGCGUCGGUCAAGGGCUCGACAUCAGCCCGCCCCCAGCGCGUCGUCGUCGUCCGCCUUCGGUCCGCGCGCUUGCCGCUCCGGCCCUUGCUCCGCACAACCUCCGUACAAUGGCCGUAUUCUUCCCAGACUAUGGUCACACUCGUCUCAGACAAUGGCCAUACAAUGCAUGUACGCUGGCCCUGCUUGUGCACUAGCCAUAUCGAGGCUUGCUCGGUGCCCACGCCGCCAGCAAUCCCAAGAGCUCUGCCUCCCUUUGCCUCGCUUCCACCCAUGCCUCCCUAUUCUGCUCGCAAGUGCCUCCGGCUCCGGGCACAGGCACCCGUGGACACAGCAGCCAUGGCUGCAGCCGCCAACAAGCUGCUGCCUCUGACGGGCCGCUCCCGUACUCCUACGCCCCGCGAGCGCCUCCACCCCGCUCGGGCCACCGCUCCCAGCGGCCUCUACGCAUCCGCGCCCUCCUCAUCACCGGAGGCCUGCGCCUCACCGACCACCGACGCCGGCUCGUGUUGGGGGCCUUCCGUCGCCUCACGCCGCCACGACCCCCCGUCCCCGCGCCCCCACGCGCGCGGCCACGCCUCCCCAUGGCCUCUGCCUGGCCCGAGCGCCUCCACCUCCAACAUCGCGUCGCGACUGUCCAACCACGCGCCCGAGCCGGCUCCGCCUCGCAACCGGCUUCCUCCACAUCACCACCCCGUGCUCGGCCGGGUCCGGCUCCCCGCGUCGACCCGGCCGCUCCACGCCGGGUCCGGCUCCCACGCCGCCCCUCGGCUGCCACGCCCCUCGCCGCAUCGCCCGCAGGCCGGCUCGCCAGCCGGGUCCGCCUCCGUUCGUGGUCGGGUGCUCUGCUCCCGCCGGGUCGUGCUGCCAUUCACCACUAUCGCUCCGCCUCGACCCCGGCCGUCAUCUCCGCCGGUCUGCGCCGGCUCCCCGCGUCGGUCGGCCUCCCGGCUCCAGCCGGCCUCCUGCGCUGGCCGGCUUCGCCAGCGACCCGGCCUGCCAGCUCCCCCGCAACCCGGACGCCGGCAUCUGGCGCGACCCGGCCGUUGGCUUCCGCCGCCUCCUGCUCCUACCGGCUCGUGAGGCACAUAACAAAAAGAAUAGAGAGAAGAAGAGUCAAGCCGUGGCUGAAAAAAAAGAAAAAAAAAAGAGAGAGAAAAAAAAAGAUGCGUCCGGCUACUGCAGCCGCGACCUACCCGCGUCAUCGUCUGGCCGCCCAGUCCGCCUGCCGGCUUCGACGCCAGGCCGACUGGGGGCCUGACCCGUUCGCUCAUCUGCCUCGACGCCGACUGCGCAAGCCGGCCCAGCCGUCAGUCCGCUUCGACUCCCGUUCGGUCGGACCCGACCGGCUGGGACCCCCCUUCGAGCACCUGCAGGCUCGAAGGCUACCCUCAAUGGAUGUGUCGGCGUGCUAGUUCCAAGCCGCGCCGGCUGUCAUCGACAACCUUCAUCCCGUCUACACGAAACUCAAUGAACCCCCUCCUCGCCCGGAGACUCGGAGGCUACACGCGGGUUGCGGGCCCGACGCCGGCCUCAACCGGCGUUUCCAUCGCAGUUGUCCACAUCAUCAACAGCAAGAACCUCCGGCCGACUCUUCGAGUCGCCUGGAGGCUCGGAGGCUACACCUAGUGGGUGCGCUCGCGCGCCGCCACUCAGCCGGCGGAUUCCGCGCCUGCGUCCGGCAGGGCCUGCGCCCUCUAGCCGGUGGACUCUGCGUCCGCGCCCGGCAACCUCGACGUCAUCGUCGGCUUCUUCAACAACGGCAAGACCCUCCGCGCAACUUCUCCAAGUUGCCCGGAGGCUCGGAGGCUACACCCAGUGGGUGCGCUCGCGCGCCCCCACUCAGUCGGCGGACUCCGCGUCUGCGUCCGGCAGGGCCUCGCGCCCCGACUCAGCAGGCGGACUCCGCGUCCGUGUCCGGCAGGCGUCCGCGCCCAUCAGCCGGCGGACUCCGUGUCCGCACCCGACGCCUUCGACGUCACCGUAGGCUUCAUCAUCAACAACAAGACCCUCCGCGCAACUUUUCCAAGUUGCCCGGAGGCUCGGAGGCUACACCCAGUGGGCGCGCUCGUGUGCCCCCACCCGGAACACGCCGCGCCUGUUGCACGCCCGCCGCCGGCUACAACCGGCAUCUUCGACGCAAUCUACUACAUCGACACUCGCUAAUACCCUCCGCGCAACUUUUCCAAGUUGCCCGGAGGCUCGGAGGCUACUGUCGGGGGGAUGACCCCGGGUAGGCCCAAGACGGCGAACGACGCUUCAGAAACAUCGGGGCCAGCAACGCCCCUCAAUCCGGGUCGCACUUGGCCGGGUUGCUCAACCCGGCCAAGUCCCUCAACCCGGCCGGACUCCUCAGCCCGGCCGCCCGGCCGGGUCCCAAUCCGGCUGCAACCCGGCCUGCUACACGAAGUCAACCGCCGCAUCGACCAGACACCGACAAGACGGCUAUACUACGACCAUUGUUGCUGAUAAAGCAUACACUGUUCGCUCGUUACACGCAGCACCAUCUACAGUGUACUUUGUCCCCCGGACAUUGAUUUAUAAAAUGUCCUAAAGACAAAACUUAGCCUAGCUCUCAAACUACACAUAGCUAGGGAUGUAAGCUACACUAGCUUACAUCUCAAGCACACACCCAUGUCCACCUAGCCUACAUCACAAGCUAGCUCUCAUAUAUAGGUCAACAUCCAUCCAUCCAUCCACACACGUAUGCUCUCACGGCCACACUUCCAUUCGGCCACAAGCCAUGGCCACAAGGCCACUGACGUAUGGACACACACCCAUACGACCGCAAGCACCACUCACGACCACUAGUGCCAAGUGCACCACGCCACACACUCUUGUGCUCACAUAUUUACACAGAUACGAGGCCAGAUGCUCAUGGCACUACCUCAGAUACAGCUCCAGGAGCAACUUUGUACUGCCAGACAUAUACACUGCAUAUAUAUUUAGA
Triticum aestivum (bread wheat) is the source of this 3635-nucleotide messenger RNA. Its product is annotated as formin-like protein 6. Bases 113 to 1768 code for a protein of 551 amino acids. Lineage: Eukaryota; Viridiplantae; Streptophyta; Magnoliopsida; Poales; Poaceae. The record is from RefSeq and is a predicted model, not a curated record. The transcript is spliced from 2 exons.